Molecule: messenger RNA, 2014 nt
Organism: Grammomys surdaster
Lineage: Eukaryota; Metazoa; Chordata; Mammalia; Rodentia; Muridae
Gene: Thbd
Product: thrombomodulin
Exons: 2
Coding region: 194-1924 (576 amino acids)
Cellular component (GO): membrane
Molecular function (GO): calcium ion binding; transmembrane signaling receptor activity
Source: RefSeq, a predicted model, not a curated record
ACUGGAGCCUCAGCUGAGUGGCAUGUCAGAGGCUGCCUCGCAGGAACUACGAGCCUAGGCUAGGAACGUCUAGGCUGCGACAGAGGCUACUGCUGUCACCACAGGCGUACAAAUCCCUCUGCCGGGACUGGGUGCCUGCACUAGCGCAAAGCUAGUUUUCUCACGGAGCUUGUACGGUGCACCCCUGGACAGCAUGCUUGGAGUUUUCCUUCUGGGUGUGCUGGCUCCAGCUGGCCUGGGGCUCUCUGCACUCGCCAAGCUGCAGCCCAAAGGCAGUCAAUGCGUGGAACACGAGUGCUUCGCGCUUUUCCAGGGCCCCGUGACCUUCCUCGAUGCCAGCCAGGCCUGCCAGCGCCUGCAAGGACAUUUGAUGACAGUGCGCUCCUCAGUGGCUGCAGAUGUCAUCUCCCUUCUGCUGAGCGACAGUAGUAUGGACUCUCGGCCCUGGAUCGGUUUACAGCUCCCUCAGGGCUGUGGCGACCCGGUGCAUCUCGGGCCCCUGCGCGGCUUCCAGUGGGUUACUGGCGAUAACCACACUAGCUACAGCAGGUGGGCGCGGCCCAACGACCAGUCAGCUCCACUCUGCGGCCCGCUUUGCGUCACGGUCUCGACAGCAACAGAAGCUGCACCCGGCGAGCCGGCCUGGGAAGAGAAACCGUGCGAGACCGAGACCCAGGGUUUCCUCUGCGAGUUUAACUUCACAGCUUCCUGUAGGCCUGUGACGGUGAAUACUCGAGAUCCUGAAGCUGCCCAUAUCUCUAGUACUUACAACACUCCGUUCGGGGUCAGUGGUGCGGAUUUUCAGACGCUGCCGGUAGGCAGUUCCGCUGCGGUGGAGCCCCUCGGCUUGGAGCUGGUGUGCAGGGCCCCGCCCGGAACUUCAGAGGGACACUGGUCUCGGGAAGCCGCAGGAGCCUGGAACUGCAGCGUGGAGAAUGGUGGCUGCGAGUACUUGUGCAACAGGAGCACGAAUGAACCCAGAUGCCUCUGCCCCAGCGACAUGGACCUGCAGGCCGAUGGACGUUCGUGCGCAAGACCUGUGGUUCAAUCGUGCAACGAACUCUGCGAGCAUUUUUGCGUCAGCAACGCUGAUGUCCCAGGCUCUUACUCCUGUAUGUGCGAGACAGGCUACCAGUUGGCAGCAGAUGGACACCGGUGCGAGGACGUGGAUGACUGUAAGCAGGGGCCCAAUCCAUGCCCGCAGCGCUGUGUUAACACCAAGGGCGGCUUCGAAUGCUUCUGCUUCGAUGGCUAUGAGUUGGUGGAUGGAGAGUGUGUUGAGCUCCUGGAUCCGUGUUUCGGAUCUAAUUGCGAGUAUCAGUGCCAGCCAGUGAGCUCCACCGAGUACCGUUGCAUCUGUGCUGAGGGCUUCGCACCCAAGCCAGGUGAACCGCACAGGUGCGAAUUGUUCUGCAAUGAAACAUCGUGCCCAGCUGACUGUGACCCUAACGUCCCUAGCUUUUGCCAGUGUCCUGAAGGCUUCAUUCUGGACGAGGGUUCCAUAUGCACGGACAUUGACGAGUGCAGUCAAGGGGAGUGCUUCAACAAUGAAUGUCGAAACCUUCCUGGCUCCUAUGAGUGCAUCUGUGGGCCUGACACAGCCCUUGCUGGCCAGAUUAGCCAGGACUGCGAUCCCAUCCCUGUUAGGGAAGACACCGAGGACGAUGGCUCUGGGGAGCCUCCAGUCAACCCGUCACCAGGCUCUCCUACAGGCCCCCCUUCUGCCAGGCCAGUGCACUCUGGCGUGCUCAUUGGCAUCUCCAUUGCCAGCCUGUCUCUGGUGGUGGCGCUUUUGGCCCUUCUCUGUCACCUGCGCAAGAAGCAGGGCGCUGCUCGCGCGGAGCUGGAGUACAAGUGCGCAUCUUCAGCCAAGGAGGUAGUGCUGCAGCACGUGAGGACUGAUCGGACGCUGCAGAAGUUCUGAGGGAUGUGCUCCAGAGACCCAGGACUAACUAACUUUCAUAGGCCAGAGAAAACUCUAUUGAAAAUGAAGCAUCAUUUCUUUAAACAUCAC